AGCAAAAUCAAUCGGCCACAUUCCACAUGACUCUUCUUACGUGCCAAUUAAUUCACCCCACAAUCCAUUCAUAUCAUCGACCAUGUCACUAAAUUCCCAAAUUUAAUGAUAUAAAACAAAAACCCAAAUCCAAAUCCAAAAUCAAAGAAUCAGAUACCCAAAUCAUCACCACUCUCCACUCUCCAGAUCAUCAUGGCACCCUCCUCACCCCCACCACCAUAUUACGCCAUAACGAUCAUCACCAUCUUAACCUUGGCUUGUACCCGCAAUCCAAAAGUAGAAGCAGCCUUUAAAGCACCAAUUCUCCCACAAGACCUGCUUCCACUUUUACCCACACAAAUCUCAUGGCCCAUUCUUAGAACCCUCAGGUCUGCCACUGAUAUCUUGCCCACCUUUGUGGGUGCAGCUUCUUUAUCCAACAAUUCUGAUGUGAAUUGGAAAGGGUCUUGCUUUUAUGAGAACACUGCUUGGUUGGAACUUCAUAAUAAAACUGGUAGUGAGUUUGGUGGGGGCACUCUUCAUAUCAAGGUAAGCAACGCGCACAGUUGGACAUGUAUGGAUCUAUAUAUCUUCGCUACUCCAUAUCGCGUAAAAUGGGACUACUAUUUCUUAUCCCGAGAGCAUAAAGUCGAGUUUGACGAAUGGGAAGGAAAAGCCGAAUACGAUUAUGUAAAAAACAAAGGUGUUGCUAUUUUCCUCAUGGAAUCGGGAAUGUUAGGAACCCUACAAGCAUUGUGGGAAGUAUUCCCGUUGUUUACGAAUACGGGAUGGGGCGAGAACGCGAACCUCGCUUUUCUUGAAAAGAAUAUGGGAGCUAAAUUUGAAGAACGAUCGGGGCCAUGGGUUACAAAUGUUACCAUAGAUGAUAUACAAUCGGGUGACUUUCUUGCAAUAUCAAAGAUCCGCGGGUUAUGGGGCGGGUUUGAGACUCUUGAGAAAUGGGCAUCCGGGGCUUAUGCGGGUCACUCUGCGGUUUGCUUACGAGACCCCGAAGGGAAGUUAUGGGUCGGAGAAUCAGGACAUGAAGAUGAAGAGGGUAAUAACCUUAUUGUUCUAUUACCAUGGGACGAAUGGUGGAGUUACGAGCUCACGAAAGAUAAUACGAAUCCACAUAUUGCAUUGCUUCCUUUGCAUCCCGAACUCAGGGCUAAGUUUAAUGAAUCGGCUGCAUGGGAGUACGCACAAAGCAUGAUAGGAUUACCAUACGGUUAUCAUAAUUUGAUAUUUAGCUGGAUCGACACUAUCGAUGGAAAUUAUCCACCGCCACUUGAUGCUCAUCUGGUUGCUUCUGUUAUGACCGUAUGGAACCAAUUACAACCGGCAUAUGCAGCCAACAUAUGGAAUGAAGCCCUGAACAAGCGACUUGGUACUCAGGAUCUUGACCUUCCUGAAAUCAUGGUAGAGGUUGAAAGGCGUGGUUCGUCUUUUGCACAGUUAUUAACGAUUCCCGAGCAGGAUGACUGGAUAUACGUUGACGGAAAAUCGACUUCUUGUGUUGCUUUCAUCCUUGAAAUGUACAAAGAAGCAGGACUCUUUGGUGAUCUCGCAAAUGAGAUUCAAGUUACCGAAUUUACAAUAAAGGAUGCAUACACGCUCAACUUCUUUGAAAACAACAUAACCCGCCUGCCAAAAUGGUGCAAUGACGGGGACACAGUAAAGCUUCCGUUUUGUCAACUUACUGGAAAGUAUCGAAUGGAAUUACCUGGAUACAAUACUAUAGAACCGUAUGCGCAUAUGGCUGAAAAUUGCCCGUCAAUGCCCCCAGAUUAUCUGAGACCAAAAUACUGCUGAAUAGCAGUAGCAGUAGUAACUAGUAAGUAGUCUACUAAUAAUGUAUUAGUACGUUGUGUAUAUGUAUUUAAUCGAUUAGGGUCAUGUGUAGUCUAGGGUUAUAUUUCAGUAAAUGGGUUACAUGAUUGUUCAUCGUGUGUGUUUUUAAUUCACAUUAAGUGUCUGAUGCAAACAUGUGUUUUAAUAAAUGAAUUAUGGUAUAUUUGUAAAGUUA
Molecule: messenger RNA, 2005 nt
Organism: Helianthus annuus (common sunflower)
Lineage: Eukaryota; Viridiplantae; Streptophyta; Magnoliopsida; Asterales; Asteraceae
Exons: 7
Coding region: 193-1791 (532 amino acids)
Source: RefSeq, a predicted model, not a curated record